AUGGCCUUUUCAGAGAAUCUGAACAGAUCAGUUAUUGCAAAAUUGAUAGACAUUCUAAAAGUUAAUCCAUACUCUAUGUUUCUGAAAUCUUUAACGGGCAUUCCAAACCUGUCCAAUUUCUAUAUUGCACUUAAAUGUGAUUCUGCCUUGGACCAACAAACAUAUAAUUUACCCAGUGUCUCAGAAGUUGCAGCUAUAUGGGUUGAUGAUGACUCUAACAAUGCUAUCUCAUCACCGCAUAUUCGAAUUUACACCCACUGUGAUAGUAGCCAGUUGGUACGCUAUCAUUAUGGUUGUUAUGAUCCAUUACAAUACCCUUUAUUGUUUCCCUACGGAGAAAAUGGGUGGCACUCCGGCAUCCAAAAAAUUGUAGAAAAACGUAGCUCUUCCAGGAAUCAUUCUUCCCACAAUCAAGAGCAACUUCCUUCUGUCUCUAACUGGUGCUCAAUUGAUGGACUUCUUAACAUCGAAGAAGAAAUCUUACAAAAAGGGAGACGUAAUAAAAACAAUGUGUCAUGUCGUGAAUAUUACUGCUAUAAACUUCAGAUUAGAGACAAUGAAGAUAAUGGAACUUUACAUUCUGGAAGGUUAUUCCAGCAAUAUUCUGUAGAUGAAUUUAUAAAAGUGGAAACACAAAGAUUGGACUUUUUGUUAUUCAAUCAAGAUUUGUUUAGGCUUGAAGUAUUGGCAGGUCUUAGGGAUCUUCUAAGGCAAGGAGAAAGAGACACUUCAAAAAUUGGCAUAAAAACAUUCCUUCCUGCUAGCUUUACUGGAGGUCCAAGAGACAUGCGGCGUCGAUAUAUGGACGCUAUUGCAUUAGUGCAACACUUUGGUAAACCUGAUAUCUUCCUAACAAUGACAUGCAAUCCUUCAUGGCCAGAAAUAGAAGAUCUCUUACUACCUACUGAUGAAGUCCAAAACAGACCAGAUUUAAUAAGCCGUACAUUUAAAGCAAAGGUAGAAGAACUAAAGUCAGACAUCAUUAAAAAAGGUAUAUUUGGAAAAGUAGCAGCUUUUAUGUACACUAUAGAAUUCCAAAAACGAGGUCUCCCACAUGCUCAUUUCCUUAUCAUACUUGCUGAUGAAUACAAAUUAUUAACACCUGAAGCUUAUGAUAAAGUUAUUUGUGCUGAAAUACCAAACCCUGACACAAAUCAUUAUUUACAUUCAUUGGUUAUUAAGCAUAUGAUGCAUGGACCUUGCGGAAGUUUAAAUCCUAAAAGCCCAUGCAUGAUAAAGACGGGACACUGUAAAUUUAAAUAUCCCAAAAGUUAUGCCCCUGAAACAUGUAAAGGUAAGAAUUCUUACCCAAUUUAUAGAAGGCAAGAUACCGGAAAUUUUUUCAAGGUUAGAACUCAAUAUCUCGACAAUUCAUGGGUUGUUCCUUACAAUCCAUAUCUAUUAAGCAAGUUCAAUUGUCACAUAAAUGUUGAAAUUUGCUCGGAUGUUAAAGUUGUCAAAUAUAUCUAUAAAUACAUUUGUAAGGGGCAUGAUAAAAUUGCUUUCCAUGUACAUAGUAAUGAUUCUGAUGUAGAAAUAGACGAAAUAAGAGACUAUCGAUCAGCUAGAUGGGUUUCACCGCCAGAAGCUAUGUGGCGUUUGUUCGCCUUUCCUAUUAGUGAAAUGAAUCCAGCAGUCUACCAUCUUCAGCUUCAUCUUAAGGAACAACAAUAUGUUUCCUUUAAGACAACUGCAACUCUAAACUCAGUCUUAAAUAAUCCUACAACUACAAAAACAAUGUUAACAGAAUUCUUUUCAAUGAAUGCAACAAAUGCAGUUGCAAAUGAACUUAACUUACUAUACAAAGAAUUCCCCCAAUACUUUGUCUGGUCAACAAGCGAUAGAAUGUGGACACGAAGAAUACAAGGCAAUGUUAUUGGUUGUAUUGUCACUUGUCAUCCAACAGAAGGAGAAAGAUACUAUCUUCGACUAUUGUUGAUAAACAUAAGAGGACCAAAAUCCUACGAAGAUCUUAGAACUGUUAAUGGAAGAUGUUGUAGCACAUUCCGAGAAGCUGCUGAAAAAAGAGGCUUGCUAGCUUGUGACAACAACUUAAUUGAAUGUAUGUCAGAAGCUACUAAUUACCAAAUGCCAUACAGUUUGAGACGUUUAUUUGCAACACUAUUAGUUUAUUGUAACCCUGCUAAUCCGAAAGGAUUAUGGGAAAGAUUUGAAUCUUCUAUGUCUGAAGAUUUUACAGCUACACCAAACAUACAAACAAACAACAUUCAGGCUAGAGACAUCCACUUGGAAAGAAACAUAGUUGUGACUGAGGAGGAUUUAUUGCUAUACAAAAAAUUGAAUAAAGAGCAACAAACAGCAUAUCAUGCAAUCCUUAAUAGGAUAUUUUCAAAGGGAACGGGCGCUUUUUUUAUCGAUGGUCCUGGAGGAACUGGAAAAACUUUUUUAUAUCGUGCUUUACUAGCUACUGUACGAUCUAAAGGAUUUAUAGCAUUAGCAACAGCAACUUCUGGUGUUGCAGCUUCCGUCCUCCCAGGAGGACGAACUGCUCACUCACGUUUUAAACUGCCUAUUGACACAAAUAAAAGUCAUAGCUGCAAUAUUAGUAAACAAAGUUCACUUGCAUCUUUAAUUCGAGAUGCAAAGCUAAUAGUAUGGGACGAAGUAUCUAUGGCAAAAAAAAAGCUUGUUGAGACUUUUGACUUACUUUUGAGAGAUAUUAUGGACUCAAAUACACUCUUUGGUGGAAAGGUAGUUGUUUUUGGUGGUGACUUUAGACAAACUUUGCCAGUUGUACAGAGCGGGAAAAGAGAGGACUUUAUUCAUGAAUGUCUAUUGAACUCAAACAUAUGGGAUCUUCUAGAAAAAUACCGACUGUCAAAAAAUAUGCGUGCUAGAAUUGAUCCUACAUUCUGUGAGUAUUUACUGAGAAUUGGAGAUGGCAGGGAAAAGGUUAAUGAACAUAAUAAAAUUGAAAUUCCAGAAUCUUUUCUCAUUCCAUUUACAAACGAAAAAGAAUCAUUGAACAUCUUGUUGAAAACUAUUCAUCCCAAUGUAAACACACUCAUCCACGAUACAUCCUCUGUGACAUCUCGCGUUAUCCUAACAACCAAAAAUGAUUUUGUAGAUGAAAUUAAUCAAAUGUUCAUAGAUCAAUUUCCAAACACUAUUGUGACUUUUGUCGGAAUUGACGAAACUGUAGAGCCAAAAGAUCAAAGCCAAUAUGAAGAUUUUUUGCAUACUUUAAAUCCUUCUGGUUUACCUCCAUAUAAGUUAGUUCUAAAACAAAAUUGCCCUGUUAUCCUACUGCGCAAUUUGAACCCUUCUGAAGCUUCAGCAAAAAAUGGCACAAAAACUGGGUAUACAUGUAAUAACUACGGACACAGCUGA
This is a messenger RNA of Lycium barbarum (goji berry), 3351 nucleotides long. RefSeq lists its product as uncharacterized. Bases 1 to 3351 code for a protein of 1116 amino acids. The transcript has 3 exons. NCBI's taxonomy places the organism in Eukaryota, Viridiplantae, Streptophyta, Magnoliopsida, Solanales, Solanaceae. Gene Ontology annotation, biological process: DNA repair; telomere maintenance. The record is from RefSeq and is a predicted model, not a curated record. Gene Ontology annotation, molecular function: DNA helicase activity.